This is a messenger RNA of Hippopotamus amphibius kiboko, 8271 nucleotides long. It is a transcript of the gene CEP250, whose product is annotated as centrosomal protein 250. The transcript has 35 exons. The record is from RefSeq and is a predicted model, not a curated record. Gene Ontology annotation, biological process: cilium assembly. Lineage: Eukaryota; Metazoa; Chordata; Mammalia; Artiodactyla; Hippopotamidae. Bases 230 to 7696 code for a protein of 2488 amino acids.
UUGGGGGGGGCGGGGCCUGCGCGCCUGCCCCGCGGUGGGCCCGCGCCCCCGGCCGGGCCUUGGCUGCAGCUUUAGCGGCUCCGACGCUGAGGAGCGCCCGGGGAGUCUGCGGGAGCCGAGCGUGGUGAGCUCAAGAGGAGGUCCAAGUGACACAGCAAUGAUUGGAGAGCCUGCUGGGAGCGCACAGCUGGCUGCAUAGGGGCCUGUGGGCUUACUGUCCGGUGCCCCCAUGGAGACAGGGGGCCCUGGGUUGAACAAUAUGAAGCCCCGGUCACUGCAGCUGGUGCUGGAGGAGCAAGUGCUGGCGCUACAGCAGCAGAUGGCAGAGAACCAAGCAGCCUCCUGGAGGAAGCUGAAGAGCUCCCAGGAGGCCCAGCAGAGGCAAGCAGCCCUCGUGAGGAAGCUGCAGGCCAAGGUGUUGCAGUACCGGAGCUGGUGCCAAGAGCUGGAGAAGCGGCUGGAAGCCACUGGGGGACCGAUCCCUCAGAGGUGGGAAAGUGUGGAGGAGCCAAACCUGGAACAGCUGCUAAUCCGAUUGGAGGAGGAGCAACAGAGGUGUGAGAGUCUAGCGGAGGUGAACACCCAGCUUCGGCUGCACAUGGAAAAAGCUGACGUGGUGAAUAAAGCGCUUCGGGAAGAUGUGGAAAAAUUGACAGUAGACUGGAGCAGGGCCCGGGAUGAGCUAAUGAGGAAGGAGAGCCAGUGGCAGAUGGAGCAGGAGUUUUUCAAGGGCUACCUGAAAGGGGAGCACGGUCGCCUUCUCAGUCUAUGGCGGGAGGUGGUGACCUUCCGACGCCACUUUCUGGAAAUGAAGUCAGCCACUGACAGAGACCUGACGGAGCUCAAGGCUGAGCAUGUGAGGCUUUCAGGGUCCCUGUUGACCUGUUGUCUGCGCCUGACUGUGGGAGCACCGCAGUCUCGGGAUUCUGACGGAUCUGGGAGACUGAAUGGGAGUGAGCCAUCCCAGUUGUUGCUGCUAUUAGCCAAGACCCAGGAGCUGGAGAGGGAAGCCCAUGAGAGGAGCCAAGAGUUAAUACAGCUGAAGAGUCAAGGGGAUCUGGAGAAGGCCGAGCUUCAGGAUCGGCACUGGGAAGCACAAGGACAGAGACCAUGUCUUGGGUGCUUGACUUCAAGAUCAAGCGGGGCCUGGAAGGGCCUGGGCCAGGGCUUUCCUUCAGCUCUCGGGCCCCCAAACACGUGUUCCAGCCUUGAGAUGUGGGUGACCGAGCUCUCUGCUCUACUGACCCAGUCUCAGAAGCAAAAUGAAGAUUAUGAAAAGAUGAUAAAGGCUCUGAGGGAGACAAUGGAGAUCCUGGAGGCAAAUCAUGCAGAAUUAAUGGAACAUGAGGCAUCUCUUAGUAGGAAUGCCCUAGAGGAGAAGCUGUCUUUACAGCAAGUGAUCAAGUCUAUAACCCAGGCCAUGGUAGAAGAAGGGGACAAUACGGCCCAAGGCUCUGGUCCUGAGAGCUCCUUGGAGCUGGACCCUCGCGGCCUCUCCUCCCAGUUCGAUUCCCAGCAGCCAGACGAGGCUCUUUCUCUGGUGCGUUCAGUGCUGACUCAGAGACGCCAGGCUGUGCAGGACCUGAGGCAGCAGCUGUCAGGCUGCCAGGAAGCCGUGAGCUCCCUGCAGCAGUGUCAUCAUCAGUGGGAGGAGGAGGGUGAGGCCCUGAGACAGCGGCUGCAGCAGCUCACCGGGGAGCGCGACUCCCUGGCGGGGCAGGCUGUGGACCUGCAGGGGGAGGUGGACUCUCUCAGCAGGGAGCGAGAGCUGCUGCAGAAGACCAGAGAGGAGCUGCAGCAGCAGCUGGAGGUGCUGGAGCAGGAGGCGUGGCGACUGCGGAGGACAAACGUGGAGCUUCAGCUGCAGGGCGACUCUGCUCAGGGCGAGAAGGAGGAGCAGCAGGAGGAGCUGCACCUGGCCGUCCGCGAACGGGAGCGCCUUCAGGAGACACUGGCGGGCCUAGAAGCCAAACAGUCGGAGUCACUGAGUGAAUUGAUCACCCUUCGGGAAGCCCUGGAGUCCAGUCGCCUGGAAGGGGAGUUGCUGAGACAAGAGCAAACAGAAGUGACCGCCGCACUGGCCAGGGCAGAACAGUCUAUUGUGGAGCUGUCGAGUUCUGAGAACAGCCUGAAGGCUGAGGUAGCUGAUCUUCGGGCUGCAGCUGUCAAGCUCAGUGCCUUAAAUGAGGCUUUGGCCUUAGAUAAAGUUGGGCUGAACCAGCAGCUUCUCCAGUUAGAACAGGAGAACCAGUCCGUGUGCAGGAGGAUGGAGGCAGCAGAGCAGGCGAGAAACACUUUGCAGGUGGGCCUGGCAGAGGCCGAGAAGAGCAGGGAAGCCCUGUGGGAAAAGAACACCCACCUGGAGUCUCAGCUGCAGAAAGUGGAGGAGACCAGGGCUGAGCUGCAGGCGGACUUCAGGGACAUCCAAGACAAGAAAGAAGAAAUUCAAGAGAAACUAAGCGAGGCACAUCACCAGCAGGAGGCAGCCUCAGCUCAGGUGGAGCAGCUGCAUCAGGAGGCACAGCGGCAGGCUGAGGCGCUGGCCCGGGAAGUCCAGGAGAAGGAGGCUCUGGCGCGGGAAAAGGCAGUUCUCGAGGUGCGGCUGCAGGCUGUGGAGCGGGACCGGCAGGACCUCUCUGAACAACUGCUGGGGCUCAGCUCAGCCAAGGAGUUACUGGAGAGCAGUCUGUUUGAGGCCCAGCAACAAAAUUCUCUGAUAGAGGUCACCAAGGGGCAGCUGGAAGUCCAGAUUCAAACUGUCACUCAAGCCAAGGAAGUAAUCCAAGGGGAAGUGAGGUGCCUGCAGCUGGAACUGGACACUGAACGGAGCCGGGCAGAGCAGGCACAGGAUACAGCAGCCAGACAGCUGGCCCAGGCUGAGCAAGAGGGGCAGGCUGCCCUGCUGCAGCUGAAGUCAGCCCACGCGGAGGAGGUGAACCAGCUCCAGGAGAAAUGGGAGAAAGAGCGCUCCUGGCACCAGCAGGAACUGGAUAAGGCUCUGGAGAGCUUGGAGAGGGAGAAAACGGAGCUGGAAACGAGGCUGAGGGAACAGCGGGCAGAAACAGAGGCCCUGCGGACGCAGAGAGAAGAAGAACGGGCCGAGGCCGAGAGCGCCCUGUGCCAGAUGCAGCUCGAAACAGAGAAGGAGAGGGUGUCCCUCCUGGAGACACUGCUGCAGACCCAGAAGGAGCUGGCAGAUGCCGGCCAACAACUGGAGCGGCUGAGGCAGGACAUGAAGGUUCAGAAGUUAAAGGAGCAGGAGACCACUGGGAUGCUGCAGACCCAGCUCCGGGAGGCUCAGCAGGCGCUGGAGCAGGCAGCCCGGCAGCACAGAGACAGUCUCGCUGCCCUCCAGGAAGAGGGCCGCACCCUGCUGCAGGAUAAGAUCGACCUGCAGAAGCAGGUGGAGGACCUGAAGUCUCAGCUGGUUUCUAAGGAAGACUCCCAGAGGCUGGUGGACCAGGAGGUUCAGGAGAAGCUGAGAGAGGCUCAGGAGUGUAGCCGAAUUCAGAAGGAGCUGGAGAGAGAGAAAGCCAGCCUGACCCUGUCGCUGGUGGAAAAGGAACAGAGACUCCUUGUUCUACAAGAGGCUGACUCUGUUCGACAGCAAGAGCUGAGCUCCCUGCGCCAGGACAUGCAGGAGGCCCAGGCAGGACAGAAAGAGCUCAGCGCCCAGGUGGAAUUACUGACGCAGGAGGUGAAGGAAAAGGAGGCUGACUUUCUGGCCCAGGAGGCACAGCUGCUGGAGGAGCUAGAGGCAUCUCGAGUAACAGAGCAGCAGCUACGAGCUUCCUUGUGGGCCCAGGAAGCCAAGGCGGCCCAACUGCAGCUGCGUCUGCGCAGCACGGAGAGCCGGCUGGAGGCGCUGGCGGCCGAGCAGCAGCCUGGGCACCAGGCGCAGGUGCAGCUGGCCAGCCUCUGUUCUGUCCUGCAGCAGGCCCUGGGGUCUGCGUGUGAGAGCAGGCUUGAGCUGUGUGGCGGGGGAGACGCCGCUCCCUCCCUCUGGGGCCCUGAGCCAGACCAGAAUGGGGCUAGGAUCCUCUUUAAGAAAGGGCCCCUCCUGACGGCUCUCUCAGCUGAGGCGGUAGCGUCUGCCCUCCACAGACUUCACCAAGACCUGUGGAAGACUCAGCAGUCCCGGGAUGAUCUGAGGGAUCAGGCCCGGAAGCUGGAACAGCGUCUCACUGAUACAGAGGCUGAGAAGAGCCAGGUCCACACAGAGUUGCAGGCUCUGCAGAGGCAGCUCUCCCAGAACCAGGAAGAGAAAUCCAAGUGGGAAGGAAAACAGAACUCCCUAGAAUCUGAGCUGAUAGAACUGCAUGAAACUGUGGCAUCCUUACAGAGUCGGCUACGGCAAGCAGAGCUGCAGGGAAUAGAAGCCCAGAAUGAGCGAGAGUUACUGCAGGCAGCCAAGGAGAACCUGACCGCCCAGGUGGAAUGUCUACAGGCAUCUGUUGCAGAAGCCAGGGCUCAGGCAAGCGCUGCUGGGGUCCUGGAGGAAGACCUGAGAACAGCGCAUUCAGCCCUGAAACUGAAACAUGAGGAGGUGGAGAGUGAGCGUGAGCGAGCCCAGGCCCUGCAGGAGCAGGGUGAGCUGAAGGUGGCCCAGGGGAGGGCUUUGCAGGAGAAUCUGGCUCGCCUGGCCCAGACGCUGUCCGAAAGAGAAAAGGAGGUGGAGACUCUGCAGGGGAAAAUCCAGGAACUGCAGAAGCAACGGGAAAUGCAAAAGGCUGCUUUGGAAGUGCUAUCUCUGGACCUGAAGAAGAGGAACCAAGAGGUGGAUCUGCAGCAAGAACAGAUUCAGGAGCUGGAGGAGUGUAGGUCUGUUUUAGAGCAUCUCCCCAUGGCUGUCCAGGAGCGAGAGCAGAAGCUGACUCUGCAGAGGGAGCAGAUCAAGGAGCUCGAGAAGGACCGGGAGACGCAGAGGAACAUCUUGGAGCAUCAGCUUCUGGAACUUGAGAAGAAGACCCAAGUAAUUGAGUCCCAGAACGGACAGAUUCAGGACCUGAAGAAGCAGCUGGUCACAAUGGAAUGCCUGGCCCUGGAACUAGAGGAAAACCAUCACAAAAUGGAGUGCCAGCAAAAGGCGAUCGAGGAGCUGGAGGGCCAGAGGGAGAUGCAGAGGGUGGCUCUGACCCACCUAACACUGGACCUGGAGGAAAGGAGCCAGGAGCUGCAGGUGCAGGGCAGCCAGAUCCAGGAGCUGGAGAGCCACAGCGCCCUCCUGGCAAGAGAGCUCCAGGACAAGGACCAGGAGGUGACGUCCCAGCGAGACCAGAUCGGGGAGCUGCAGAGGCAGAAGGAGCAUCUGACUCAGGACCUGGAGAGGAGGGAGCAGGAUAUGGUGCUGCUGAAGGAGAGGAUUCAGGUCCUGGAAGAUCAGAGGACCCUGCAGACCAAGAUCCUGGAGGAGGACCUGGAGCAGAUCAAGCUGUCCUUGAGAGAGCGAGGCCGGGAGCUGGCCUCUCAGAGGCAGCUGAUGCAGGAGCGCGCAGAGGAAGGGAAGGGCCAGGGUAAAGCUCAGCGCGGCAGCCUGGAGCACCUGAAGCUGAUCCUGCGUGAUAAGGAGAAGGAGGUGGAAUGCCAGCAGGAGCGAAUCCAGGAGCUUCAGGAGCACGAGGACCAGCUGGAACAGGAGCUCCAGGGCCUGCACAGGAAGGUGGGUGAGAUCAGCCUGCUCCUGACCCAGCGGGAGCAGGAGAUAGUGGUCCUUCAGCGGCACCUUCAGGAAGCCGGGGAACAGGGGCAGCUGAAACAGCAAGCACUUCAGGGCCAGCUGGACGAGGCCCAGAGGGCCCUGGACCAGAGGACCCAGGAGCUCGAGGCCCUGCGGCACCAGCAGGAGCAGGCCCAGGGCCAGGAGGAGAACGUGAAGGAACAGGCGGGCUCACUGCAGAGAGCCCUGGAGCAGGCCCACGGCACACUGAAGGAGCGGCAGGCCGAGCUUGAGGACCACCAGGAGCACACACGGAGGCUCCAGGAAGAGCUGGCAGUGGAGGGGCAGCGGGUCCAGGCCCUAGAGGAGGUGUUGGGGGACCUAAGGGCUGAGUCUCGGGAGCAGGAGAAGGCUCUGCUGGCCCUCCAGCAGCAAUGCGCCGAGCGGGCCCAGGAGCACGAGGCAGAGGCCCAGGCCCUGCGGGACAGCUGGCUGCAGGCAGAGGCGAUGCUCCAGCAACGGGACCGGGAGCUGGAGGCCCUGCGGGAAGAUGGCCAGUCCUCCCAGCGACGGGAGGAGGCCGCCCGGGGCCAGGCUGAGGCUCUGCAGGAGGCCCUCAGCAAGGCUCAGGCCGCCCUGCAGGAGAAAGAGCAGCAUCUCCUUGGGCAGGCGGAACUGAGCCGCAGCCUAGAGGCCAGCACGGCCACCUUGCAGGCUGCCCUGGACUCCUGCCAGGCACAAGCCCGGCAGCUGGAGGGCGCCCUGAGGAAGCGGGAAGGUGAGAUCCAGGACCGGGACCUCCGACACCAGGAGGCCGUGCGGCAGCUCCAGCAGGCACUUGCCCGGAGGGAUGAAGAGCUGACACACCAGAGGAGGCAGGGGCAGCUGCUGGAGAAGUCUCUGGCCCAAAGGAGCCAAGAGGAUGCGACCCAAGACAAGCUGGAGCCAAGGCAUGAGAGAGAAGAGGAAGAGAUGAGGGGCCUUCGUGAGAGCCUAACGGAGCUGCAGUGGACUCUAGCUCAAAAGGAAGAGGAGAUCCUGGAGCUGAGGGAGGCCCAGCAAAGGAAGGGUCCGGAGGACUCACUGCACAGCUGCAAAGCCUCCCUGGGGGAGAUGCCGUCCACCUCGCUCGAUUCCUCAGGGCCCAGGCUGCAGCGGGAGCUGGAGCGACUGCAGGUGGCCCUGAGGCAGACGGAGGCCAGGGAGAUCGAGUGGAGGGAGAAGGCCCAGGGCCUGGCGCUGUCCCUGGCCCAGAGCAAGGCCAGCGUCAGCAGUCUGCAGGAGGUAGCCCUGUUCCUGCAAGCCUCCGUCCGGGAGCGGGACUUGGACCAGCAGAGGCUGCGGGAUGAGCUGGAGCUCACCAGACAAGCUCUGGAGAAGGAGCGACCCCACAGCCCAGGCCCUGCCAGCAAAGCAGAACGGGGGCCCAGAGGAGAGCCCGGCGCCCAGCUGGGAGAGGUCUCGGGAGUGAAGACUGAGCCGAGUCCUGACCUGGAGGAGAAGCAGCUCUGGGAGCAGAGGCUUGAAAACCUGCAGCGAGCGGUGGCACAGCUAGAGGUUGACCGGAGCCGCCUGCAGCACCACAACGCCCAGCUGCGGACCACCCUGGAGCAGGUGGAGAGAGAGCGGAGAAAACUGAAGAGGGAUUCCAUGCGCACGUCACGGGUCCUGGAGAGCCGUGAAGCCACAGCACCAUCACCCACCCGGCAGGAUGAAAGAGGAGGGCAGAAGGCCUCUUCAGAUACCAAGCACAUGGUUGAACUACAGAAAGAGGUGGCCCUUCUUCGAGCCCAGCUGGCCUUGGAGAGGAAGCAGAAGCAGGACUACAUCGCCCGCUCGGUGCAGACGAGCCGUGAGCUGGCGGGCCUGCACCACAGCCUCUCUCACUCCCUCCUCGCUGUGGCCCAGGCCCCCGAGGCCACUGUCCUGGAGGCUGAGACCCGCAAGCUGGAUGAGUCCCUGACUCAAAGCCUGACGUCGUCCCCCGGGCCGGUCCUGCUCUGCCCCAGUCCCAGCACUGCUCAGAGCACCUCCAGGUAGCAGCCGCUGCCAGGGCGGGACACGGGCCAGCCUGGGAGCACACAGACAGACAGAUGGCCCCUCCACACAGCUGCAGUUUGCCAAAGAAAGUUCUGGUUCUGUUUCCCAACCUGGGAGCGCCGGGUCAGCUGGCAUUCUCAGGAGGAGGGAGGGAAAGCUGCAAGGCUGGGGGCAGGCCCCAACUCACGUGGGAAUGAGGCUGUCACACUUGCUGGCAGCCUGCAGUGACCCAGAGAGCGCCUCGCCCCGGCCAAGGGGCAUCUGCCGCCUCUCGCCUAGAACUCAUCAUCCAGCACGUCACCCUCUGUCACUUCCCCCUUCAGCAAUAAACCCUGGGUCUUUGCGUUUGUUCUCUGCUGCUGUCUCCACUGUGUAGCUGGGCAACAGCAGUACAUUCAAGGGCUUCUAUUAAGGAAGAAUUUGCUAAAGAUGCCAGUCAGGGGGCACGCGUUUGUCCUCUGCCUGGAUUCGGAUAGAGAAGGGCUACAGAAGAUCGUCAAGACGAGGCCCCUGUCCCCAGGAAGCUUGAGCCCAGUUGACAGGAACAGGCAGAUGAGUCGGACAGUUCUGUGUGC